Gorilla gorilla gorilla (western lowland gorilla) is the source of this 2497-nucleotide messenger RNA. RefSeq names its product tektin 3 (gene TEKT3). NCBI's taxonomy places the organism in Eukaryota, Metazoa, Chordata, Mammalia, Primates, Hominidae. The transcript is spliced from 9 exons. The record is from RefSeq and is a predicted model, not a curated record. Gene Ontology annotation, cellular component: microtubule cytoskeleton; sperm flagellum; nucleus. Gene Ontology annotation, biological process: cilium movement involved in cell motility; cilium assembly. Bases 228 to 1601 code for a protein of 457 amino acids.
CGGGGCGGCCGCUGAGUGGCCCUCAGGCGCUGCUAUCGUCACAGAUAGGAAAGGCGGGGCCAGGGCCAGACUGGUCUGGGCCCCAGUCGAGGGCUGCAGGUGGUAGGCUGCGACCCCUUCCUCCCACAGCCCCUUCCCGCCCCUCGCCGGGCAUCCGCCGACAGGUACAUACCAAGAAAUUGAAUUGCUGAGUCACAGGAGAGAUUUACAAAUAGUGUUUUGGCAUCAUGGAACGUGUAGGUUGUACUUUAACGGCAACUUACGCCCACCCUAGACCAACACCAACCAACUUUCUACCAGCCAUCAGUACCAUGGCCUCAAGCUACAGGGACCGCUUUCCCCACUCCAAUUUGACCCAUAGCCUGAGCCUUCCUUGGAGACCCAGCACAUACUACAAAGUCGCCUCCAAUUCCCCAAGCGUGGCCCCGUACUGCGCCAGAUCACAGAGGGUGUCCGAGAAUACCAUGCUUCCCUUUGUUUCCAACAGAACCACUUUCUUCACAAGAUACACACCGGAUGACUGGUACAGGUCCAAUUUAACAAACUAUCAAGAGUCCAACACUUUCCGACAUAAUUCGGAGAAACUAAGAGUGGAUACAUCUCGCCUGAUUCAAGACAAAUAUCAACAAACAAGAAAAACUCACGCAGACACAACCCAAAAUCUGGGAGAACGUGUCAAUGACAUAGGGUUUUGGAAAUCUGAAAUCAUUCAUGAGUUGGAUGAAAUGAUUGGAGAGACAAAUGCACUUACUGAUGUGAAGAAAAGACUGGAGCGGGCUUUGAUGGAGACUGAAGCCCCUCUUCAGGUAGCCCGAGAAUGUCUAUUUCAUCGAGAAAAGAGAAUGGGAAUCGACCUAGUUCACGAUGAAGUUGAAGCACAACUGCUGACGGAAGUUGAUACUAUUCUGUGUUGUCAAGAAAGAAUGAAGCUACAUUUGGAUAAGGCUAUUGCCCAACUUGCAGCCGACAGAGCGUCCCAGCAUGAGCUGGAAAAGGACCUGAGUGACAAACAGACGGCUUACCGUAUCGACGACAAAUGCCACCACCUGCGCAACACAUCAGACGGUGUCAGCUACUUCCGCGGAGUGGAGAGGGUCGAUGCAACUGUCUCAGUGCCCGAGUCCUGGGCCAAAUUUACAGAUGACAAUAUUCUCCGCUCCCAGAGUGAACGGGCAGCUUCCGCUAAGCUAAGAGACGACAUUGAAAACCUCUUGGUUGUGACUGCCAAUGAGAUGUGGAAUCAAUUCAACAAAGUGAACUUGUCUUUCACCAAUCGCAUUGCUGAGACUGCAGAUGCUAAGAAUAAGAUUCAGACGCACUUAGCAAAGACCCUGCAGGAGAUUUUCCAGACUGAAAUGACCAUAGAAUCCAUCAAGAAGGCCAUCAAGGACAAGACUGCCUUCCUGAAGGUGGCUCAGACCAGACUGGAUGAGCGCACAAGACGGCCGAACAUUGAGUUGUGCCGAGACACGGCUCAGCUACGGAGCGGCUGUGGAUGCAGCCCUGGGCAAGGACAGCAGAUGUUGCAAGCAGACAAUCAGAAGACCCUGAGUGCCGUAAAAGGCUUGGUCCUUUUGGAAGUCACAACACUGGGCAGCUGAUGGUUUCCGGGUUAAGGGAGGGACUUCCGGAAGAAGUGUUAAUUCACCUAGGAUUUGAGGAUGGGAUAAAUUAGCGGGAUGAAGAAUGGGUUAGGAGCAUUCUGAGCUUAGGGGACAGCAAGAGUGAAGCCCUCGAGGUCUGAGAAAUUGCAAGCAUAUUCCAGGAUGUGUCUGCAGAUGAUGAGUUAGGUCUUCCUGGGUCUCUGCUUCUACUCUUCUGUCUCAAGGAGCUGAGAGGGGAAUGGGGCCAGGAAAUGGGACCCAGUUUCUUAUUAUGGCCACUGAAGCGCUGUAUUUCCUUCUUAGCUUCCUGGAUAAGCAGGUACAGCUUACAAACACAUGUGGGCCCUGUGUCGAUGGAGAGGACAGCUUAUGAACCCCUGGGCUCUAUUUCCUAGUCUGUAAAACAAGGAAGUUGGGCUUGGUGACCUCUCUAAAUUCGUUUUCCAGUUGUGAAUUUCUGUGAAACUAUAGAAUUGCCUUGGCAUAAUGAUUUUAAAAUGGUCUAGAUAUUUUUCUAUAAUUAUGAAAUCCUUUUCUAUCUCCUGGGACAUCUAUAUUCCCAUUGGUUCAUUGUCACCAUUCUCUUUAUAUUUCUUUAUAUUUUAUUAAUUUCACGCACCUCUCAUUUGCUGAUAAGUAUAUCCUAAAGUAAAGAAAAUGUGAGCUUUGCAUCGCUGGUUACAAUGUGAUGUACUUGGAGUUGCGUAAGCUACAUGCUGACCUAACCAUGCUGAUUCCUUUAUGCUGUAGCCUUGUUAACGAGGUACACGAGGUUGACGACACCAUCCAGACCCUGCAGCAGCGCCUGAGGGAUGCAGAGGACACCCUGCAGUCGCUGGUCCACACCAAAGCCACCCUCGAGUAUGACCUGGCUGUCAAAGCCAAUUCCCUGU